AUGGCACGUGCAGACGAUCAUAAUAACCAACGAAGAGGUGAAAAAAAAUCUUCACUUGGUGCACCAUUUGCUAUACAAAUUCCAUGGUCACUUCAAGAUCCAAAAGACACUGUUGUUUCAAGCGAACAAUUUGGAUGCUUGAAAAAUGAUGACAAUGCACGUGAUGUUGCUCUUAAUUAUAUCCACAAUCCCGAACACUUUGCAACUGUAUGGAACUCAACAAAAACUUGUCCAAAUACACGACGUUUAAUGCGUAAAGUUGUACAAAUGCAAACAAUCAAUGCUACAUACAAUCGAUUCUUUCGACUUCCUGAUGGUACGAAAAUAGAUUUGAACGAAAAUAAAUUGACAUAUGCUGCUGAAAAUACCCGACAAUAUGGUAAUGAUUACGAAUAUGAUACAGUUUUUCAACAAAAAACAUAUGAACAACUUUCUCAAGUGUUUGUUGUUAAUGGAGAUUGUCUUGAUGCUACCAUGUGUUUCAAAGUGAUAUAUCCAAACUCGAAUCCCGUUGUAUUAAAUAUGGCUUCAUCUAGACAUCCUGGUGGUGGUUGGAAAAACGGCGCUGGUGCCCAAGAAGAAAAUCUUCAUCGUCGUACAAAUAUGUUUCAAUGUCUUGAAGAUCCUUAUCAUGAAUUAGAAGGUCAACGAGAUUGGCGCUAUUAUGUACCUGAAUUUGGUGGUAUAUAUAGUCCUAAUGUAAGUGUUUUUCGUGGUUCGGAAUCUAAUGGAUAUCCAUUUUUUCCGGAUGGUCCGGUAUAUAUUUCUUUCAUCGCUUGUGCUGCUUAUUCGCACCCAGCAACAGAAAAAGAUGAAAAUGAAGAAUUGAAAUUAAGUGAUAAACAUCAAAUAGAAAAUACAAAAAAGAAAAUGGAAGCUAUUUUCAAAAUUGCACUGGAAAAUCAACAUGAUGUUUUAAUACUAUCAGCUUUUGGAUGUGGUGCGUUCCAAAAUCCUCCUAAACAUAUUGCGCAGCUAUUUCAUGAAGUGAUUGAAACAAAAUAUAAAAAAUCAUUUAAAUAUAUAGUUUUUGCUAUUAUUGAUGAUCACAAUGCUAAGAAAAACCAUAAUCCAAUUGGUAAUGUUCAACCAUUUGCUGAAAUAUUUCAAGCGAAUAUUCUAUCCAUCGAUGAACUUCGAGAACAACUUCGAAAUACAGAAUUUUGA
This is a messenger RNA of Rotaria sp. Silwood1, 1167 nucleotides long. The record is from the annotation of a GenBank genome assembly. NCBI's taxonomy places the organism in Eukaryota, Metazoa, Rotifera, Eurotatoria, Philodinida, Philodinidae.